This is a messenger RNA of Rubroshorea leprosula, 2158 nucleotides long. The record is from the annotation of a GenBank genome assembly. Lineage: Eukaryota; Viridiplantae; Streptophyta; Magnoliopsida; Malvales; Dipterocarpaceae.
AAAAGCUCUAGAUCUCGGCCGCCUCCGCCGCUCCGAAUCGCCCCGGGGAAUUCUGGUACGUCUAAUCCAGCGCAAUCUUCAAGAAGUUUCCGUUUGAUUCGGUUAAUUGUCGCUGUCGUUACUCCUGAUCAUGUAACAGUUCGCGCCAAUCAGAUGGCCUCGAUCCGCCGAACUCUUUCGCCGGCGCGUCACGAACGUCUCUACCACAACGAGGCCGCCGUCUCUUCCUCCUUCACGCCGGCAUCUCAGAGGCAUUUACAAAACGGUAAUGGUAAAUACCAAUCCUCUCCGCAUUUACCGUUAUUCGGCGUGCAGACUCUGCUCUGGCGCAGAGGAUGGCGGAGAUCCUUCUACCGGUGUCUCCUCUUCUUCAUUCUAGGGUUUUUCUUAGGAAUUAUUCCGUUUGGAAACAUCGAGAGUUUUCCCGACCUAAAACCGCCUCUUGCUAUUGUGCAAGCGAACGAUAAUUAUGUUGCUUUGGGGAUCGAUAAGAAAUUAGAGGAUCAGAUUAGUGAAUUAGAGCCCGAAAAGCUGUUAAUUAUAGUGACGCCAACGUAUAAUCGGGCGUUUCAAGCGUAUUUUUUGAACAGGUUAGGGCAACUGCUGAGAUUGGUGAAGCCUCCUCUGCUAUGGAUAGUGGUGGAGGAGAAAGCAGCGUCUUUUGAGACGGCAGAGAUACUGAGGAAGACGGGUGUUAUGUAUAGGCAUUUGGUGACUACAGUUAAUUCAAGCAUUGUCAAGGACAGAGGAGUGCACCAGAGGAAUGCGGCUUUGGAGCAUAUGGGGCACCAUAAGCUUGAUGGGAUCGUGUAUUUUGCCGACGAUGACAAUGUAUACUCCCUUGAGUUGUUCGAGAGCCUGAGGAGCAUCAGCCGUUUUGGUACUUGGCCAGUUGCCAUGCUUGCCGCAAGCAAAAACAAGGCAAUUUUGGAAGGUCCAGUAUGCAAUGGAAGUCAAGUAAUUGGAUGGCACACAAAUGAGAAAAGUAAAGGACUUCGACGGUUUCAUGUUGAUAUGUCAGGAUUUGCUUUCAACAGCACCAUCUUGUGGGACCCAAAGAGAUGGAGAUGCCCAUUUCCAAAUCCAAUUCGACAGUUGGAUACCGUGAAGGAGGGUUUUCAAGAAACUACAUUUAUAGAACAAGUGGUGGAAGAUGAAAGUCAAAUGGAAGGUACACCACCUAGUUGCUCAAGGAUACUGAACUGGCAUCUCCAUUUGGAUGCUCGGAAUGUUGUUUAUCCUGGAGGUUGGCUACUUCAGAAGAACCUUGAUGUUGUUUUGCCCAUUAAGUGACAGAGUUUUGUCUCUGUGAUUUUUCACAGGGAAGCACAGGUCAGUAUGGCAGUUGCACAUGCAUUAAACUUGAAUUUGACAUUUUUAAUCUUUGCCUAAAGAUAGGCUAGCCUGAAACAAGGACACACGUAAACACAACAAACAGUUUUCCAUAUCCCUUAAAAGCAGUAUGAGUGGAGAUAAUUAGAAAUUUAGAAACGUGGUUCUUGGGCAGUUUCCUUAUUCUGUGGCAUCGUUUGUUCCUAUAUUCAGCCCUUGAUUUUUCCUUGGUAUGGUGUCAUUUCACCUCAUCCAAAAAUUGUUUUGUAAUUAAUCUUUUGUUCCUGUACAGUUCUGUCUUCUAUUUGUGUUUUUGACUACCUUCACAAGGAGGUUUGCAACCAUUUGUGAUCAUUAGGAGCAAGCUACAGAUAUUUACCAGGCCAUGAGAAAAGGAUAGUGUUUUGUUCGGUAGCUUCAUAUUCUUUACCGAACAAAAUCUUGUUUCCUUGUAGAGUUGCGGUUUUACAUAGUUUGUUAUUCUUUUCGGAAUAUCCCACACCACCAAAAAUUCAAGUUGUCUUGUGGGGAAUGUUGUUCAAGCAUACAUACUACCUGGGGCUGUGUCAAAUUGAAGCAAGCUGCAGGGCAUCAUGUUAAGUAACUUUUGUGGUUAAAAAGAAAGGAGAUGCGAUUAACUUUAUUUCCAUUCGACACAUUUUUUUUUAUAGAAAUGUAUAUUCCUCAAAAGACAUUGGUUCAUUCAUCACUUAUGAUUCAGCUUAGCCGUUUUUCAUCUCUUGUACGACCUGGAUUGACUGCAGUUUUAGUUUCUGCUUCAACUGUUUAUGAUUAUGCUGAUUUCCUAUAAAUGUGAAAAUAUAUA